CUGUGCUUUGUGGGCCAUCUCACAUCUUACGGACAUUUGCGAGAAUCACAGAUGAUCUGAUGGUCUUUGUUAGUGAAUGGUUAGGUGGUUUGUAAUGAAAUAGUGGUGCUGCAUAAGCAGUGUGUUCUAAGUUAUACGUGAAUAUAUAUUGAAAAUAAUACCAUGGCGUCAAUGCCGGGAACUUUAGCUUUCGAUGAAUAUGGUCGUCCUUUCAUUAUAAUUCGUGAUCAACAAAAUCAAAAGCGAUUAACUGGUGUCGAUGCCUUGAAGUCACACAUUCUGGCUGGGCGUUCAAUAGCCGACACAUUAAAGACGUCGCUUGGACCAAAAGGCUUGGAUAAGAUGAUGGUUAGUCCUGAUGGUGAUGUCACUGUUACAAAUGAUGGAGCUACAAUAUUGAAACUUAUGGAUGUUGAUCAUGAGAUCGCUAAGCUUAUGGUGCAGCUAUCUCAGUCACAGGAUGAUGAAAUUGGAGAUGGCACUACUGGAGUGGUUGUGUUGGCAGGAGCUCUUCUUGAACAAGCAGAACUUUUGUUAGACAAGGGAAUCCAUCCAAUCCGUAUUGCUGAUGGCUUUGAACUGGCAGCACAGUGUGCAGUGAAACACUUGGAGAAAAUUGCUGACAGCUUCCCUGUUGACUUCACAAACCUGGAACCACUUAUCCAGACAGCUAUGACAACACUUGGUUCCAAGAUAGUGAACAAGUGCCAUCGGCAGAUGGCAGAGAUUGCUGUUCAGGCUGUUAUGGCUGUCGCAGAUAUGGAAAAGCGUGAUGUGAACUUUGAACUCAUCAAGGUUGAGGGAAAAGUAGGUGGUCGUUUAGAGGACACCGUGCUUGUAAAGGGGGUUGUUAUUGACAAGGACUUCUCUCAUCCACAGAUGCCUAAGGUUCUGAAAGAUGUUAAACUGGCGAUCUUAACAUGCCCAUUUGAGCCACCAAAACCUAAGACAAAACACAAGCUUGAUGUUACUUCAGUGGAAGACUAUAAGGCUCUACGCCAAUAUGAAGCAGAGAAAUUCUCAGAGAUGGUUCAACAGGUGAAAGAUGCUGGUGCAACUCUUGCCAUCUGUCAGUGGGGCUUUGAUGAUGAGGCUAACCACCUGCUGUUGCAACGGCAGCUGCCUGCUGUGCGUUGGGUUGGUGGCCCUGAGAUUGAGUUGAUUGCUAUUGCUACAGGGGGUAGGAUAGUUCCCCGGUUUGAGGAACUUUCCGCAGACAAGCUUGGACAUGCUGGUCUUGUACGAGAACUUCAGUUUGGAACCACUAAGGAUCGUAUGCUUGUCAUUGAAGAAUGCAAGAAUUCACGGGCUGUCACUAUUUUUAUUCGAGGAGGAAAUAAGAUGAUUAUUGAGGAAGCCAAGCGAAGUAUCCAUGAUGCUGUUUGUGUGGUACGCAACUUGGUACAGGAUAACAGAGUGGUGUAUGGUGGUGGAGCAGCAGAAAUUGCAUGUGCCAUUGCAACUUCCCAGGAGGCUGACAAGAUUUCAUCCCUGGAGCAGUAUGCUUUCCGUGCCUUUUCUGAUGCACUGGAGAGUGUGCCAUUGGCACUGGCAGAGAACUCUGGUCUGUCACCAAUCCACACAUUAACCGAAGUGAAGGCUCGCCAAGUGAAGGAAAGAAAUCCUGCUCUUGGUAUUGACUGCAUGCUGAAGGGAACCAGUGACAUGAAAGAGCAGCAUGUUAUUGAGUCCCUACACAGCAAGAAGCAGCAGUUUGUUUUGGCAACUCAGCUUGUGAAAAUGAUUCUAAAGAUUGAUGAUAUUCGGUCUCCAAGUGAUGGCAUGAGCAUGUAAUUCGCCAAGGUGCAAAGCACAAUCAAAUGUAAUGAUCAAUGACUUCAUAAUAUUUUAAUUGCUUCAUCUUUCUAAACAUAAAAGCAUUAAUUAUUGGCUGCAGUAUUUUGUUUUGAAUAUUCCUUUUACAUAUAAAUUAAUUUAACAAUGAAAUACCUAAUAUGUACAUCUGUAAAGCUUGGAGGUGGCAAUUCUCAUUUGUCAUAUUAUAAAUAAUAAAAUUUCACCGCUAUUUACUAUG
This is a messenger RNA of Zootermopsis nevadensis, 2035 nucleotides long. RefSeq names its product chaperonin containing TCP1 subunit 5 (gene CCT5). Gene Ontology annotation, molecular function: ATP binding; ATP hydrolysis activity; ATP-dependent protein folding chaperone. Gene Ontology annotation, biological process: protein folding. NCBI's taxonomy places the organism in Eukaryota, Metazoa, Arthropoda, Insecta, Blattodea, Termopsidae. The record is from RefSeq and is a predicted model, not a curated record.